CAUUUAUUUCGAACUCCAUCCCGUCAGCUGAGCAGGUGAGCAGGACGACAGGGACAAAUUCCGUCGAAUAAAGAUUGGGCGGAUGAGGUGAGAUUCGUGAAUGACUUGACUGCUUUGCAUUAAUGCGUCGAGACAUGCAGGGCCUUCCGCGGGUUCGUUUAGCUAGAGAAGCAGAGGAACGAAGCAGUCAUGCAAUGGAGAUAGAAUCAGCACGGAGUUAUCCUGCGAGCUCAUCCUCCUGCCCCCAUCUACAUAAAAGACUCUAGAGACUGCUCAAUCUCUCCCGACGCUGGUCUUUCUCCUCCUCCCUGCCCACCCCGAUCUCCAACCCCCCUCACCCUCUCCUCUCUCUUCGUUCCCCCUUCAUCUCUCUUCCGACUCUUACCCUGAACAUUACCUAUUCGCAAUGUCAACCGAACAGAAAGUCACAACGCCUCGGGAGCUCGAGGAAGGUGCGGCCAGCACCGCCGCACCCUCGGAGCAUGAGCAUGAGAAGGCCGUCAGCACUGCGCACUCCAAGGAGGAAAAGGAGGCUGACAUUAUUGCUGCGUACAAGGAGGAGGCCGACCCCACCAAGGCAGAGGGUCCAGAGACCGGGCUCGACGACACCGAUUAUCCCACUGGUCUUCGCUUCUGGCUCGUCAUCACUGCCCUCUGGCUUGUUAUUUUCCUCGUUGCGCUCGACCAGACGAUUGUCUCAACCGCUGUUCCCGUCAUUACCAACAACUUCAACUCCUUCAGCGAUGUCGGCUGGUACGCUUCUGCCUAUCUCAUGACCUCGACGGCCUUCCAACCUAUGGCUGGCCGCCUUUACAGCCUCUUCUCCGUCAAAUGGGUCUUCUUUGUCUGCUGCUUCAUCUUCGAGCUCGGCUCCUUGAUCUGUGCUGUCGCCAAGGACUCCAGCACCUUCAUCGGCGGCAGGGCCGUGGCCGGCACAGGUCUUGCCGGCCUCUACGUCGGUGCUUUCGUCAUUGUCACGAUGAUCGCUCCUCUCCGACUUCGACCUCUUUUGACGAGCAGCAUGGGCGCGAUUUAUGGCAUCGGUGCCUGUCUCGGUCCCAUCAUCGGUGGCGCCUUCACCAGCGGGUCGGCAGGUUGGCGGUGGUGCUUCUGGCUUAACCUUGUCCUCUACGCCCCCGUCGUUUCUUUCAUCGUCCUCUUCUUUAAGCUGCCAUCGUACAAGCAGGACAAAGUCUGGUACAAGCGAAUUGCCAACAUCGACUACCUCGGUACCGCCUUGAUUCUUACCGCCGUUGUGUGCAUCCUUCUGGUCUGCCAGUGGGGCGGCAUCAAAUACAGUUGGAGCGAUUCGAAGAUCAUCGGUCUCAUUGUUGGCUUCGUCGUCAUCUGGAUCGCAUUCUGGAUCGACCAGUACUUCCAGGGCGAAAAUGCUACAAUCCCGCUCCGUCUUUUCACACACAGGACCGUCGGCUUUGGCUCGGCCGUCAAUUUUGCCGUCGCCUCGGCUUACUUUUCGGUUCUCUACUACACCCCCAUUUACUUCCAGUCCGUCCAGGGCAGCAGCGCCAUUCGCUCGGGUGUGCAGACCUUGCCAUUGGUCUUUGCCGUCAUCUUCGCAGUCACUGCGUCGGGUACAAUUGUGAACAAGACGGGUCACUACAUUCCAUCGAUCUUCUUCGGUACUGCUGCCUUGGCCCUCGGCUGCGCAUCGCUGGCCUACCUCAAGCCGGACUCGUCGCAGGCCUUCUGGUGUGGUACACAAUUCCUUACUGGCUUUGGAGCCGGCUGGGCCUGGAUGCUCCCCUUCAUCGCCGGCUCGAACGCGCUCGCGGUCCAGGAUAUUCCCGUCGGAAGCUCCAUCGUUACGUUCUUCCAAGUUCUCGGCGGUACCAUCUUCGUCAGCGUUGGCCAGGCCAUCUUCCAGAACAAGUUCGUCCUCUACCUCGACCACAUUCCCGGCGCCAACACUCAGCAGAUUGUUGCCCACGGCGUUUCAGCCUUCCGUGAAUUCACUCCAGCCGAGCUGCUCCCCGCAGUGUCUGAAGCCGCAAACCGUGCCGUGACCAAGACGUUCAUCAUGUCAGCCGUGGUCGCUGCCGUGGGCUUCUUCGCCACCUUUGGCAUGGAACUCAACCGCAAGGCAGCCAUUCAGUAAAGUGUAGCGCGCUCUCUUUCGCCCAUCCUCUAGCUCUAGGAUAAGCAAAACCUCUCUUCUAUCUCUUGCUCGUCCUUUGUUACCCAAAGCUUCGUAUGCCCAUUGAAGAUGAUCACCCCUCCUGCUUUACCAACCAUAAAUAGAACUUGCUCCCAU
Messenger RNA from Acaromyces ingoldii, 2272 nucleotides. Its product is annotated as MFS general substrate transporter. Lineage: Eukaryota; Fungi; Basidiomycota; Exobasidiomycetes; Exobasidiales; Cryptobasidiaceae. The transcript is spliced from 2 exons. The record is from RefSeq and is a predicted model, not a curated record. Gene Ontology annotation, biological process: transmembrane transport. Bases 407 to 2116 code for a protein of 569 amino acids. Gene Ontology annotation, molecular function: transmembrane transporter activity.